AAACUUGUUUUUUUAUUCAUUAUGUUCUCAUAUUUAUUCAUUUGUCCAGUACAUCCAAGCGCCAAUAUUCGUGCCAUGGAAAAACGUAUUCUUGACAAAAUUAUUGGUGAUGGUUAUGAUUCAAGAAUUCGUCCAAUGGGUAAUGCAUCGGUUGGUGCUCGUGGUGGUGAUGGACCUAGUAUGAUCUCUGUGAAUAUUUUAAUUAGAAGUAUUAGCAAAAUUAGUGAUCUUGAUAUGGAAUAUUCAGUUCAGGUAACAUUCAGAGAACAAUGGGUCGAUAGUCGAUUAAAAUUUGAUAAUAUGAGCGGACAAAUACGUUAUCUGGUAUUGACUGAUCCGAACAAAGUAUGGAGGCCAGAUUUAUUUUUCAAAAAUGAAAAAGAAGGCCAUUUUCAUGAUAUAAUUAUGCCAAACGUAUUGUUACGUAUCUAUCCACAAGGCGGUGUCCUUUAUUCAAUUCGAAUUUCAUUAGUAUUAGCUUGUCCAAUGAAUUUAAAAUAUUAUCCAUUGGAUAAACAAAUUUGCUCCAUACAAAUGGCUAGCUAUGGCUAUACAACCGAAGAUUUAAUGUUCGUUUGGAAACAUGAAGAUCCCGUCCAGAUAACCACAAAUCUUCAUCUACCAAGAUUUACAUUGGAAAAAUAUUUAACCGAUUAUUGUACCAGUAAAACAAAUACUGGUUCCUAUAGUUGCCUCAAAGUUGACCUAUUAUUCAAACGUGAAUUCAGCUAUUAUUUAAUUCAAAUUUAUAUACCAUGCUGUAUGUUGGUCAUUGUUUCAUGGGUAUCAUUUUGGUUGGAUCCAAAUGCUAUACCAGCACGUGUAUCAUUAGGUGUAACGACAUUAUUAACAAUGGCUACAUCUAUUUCGGGUAUCAAUUCAUCGUUACCACCGGUCAGCUAUACAAAAGCUAUUGAUGUAUGGACAGGUGUAUGUUUGACAUUUGUAUUCGGUGCGUUAUUGGAAUUUGCAUUAGUGAAUUAUGCAUCAAGAAGUGAUGCACAUCGUGCUGCACUUAAACAACAACAAGCUGCAUUAGCUGCUCAACGUAAAUGGGAUAUUGAACAUGGUUCAUCAUUAGAAAAUGAACAUGUUGAUGAUCGUAAUACUGCAUUUGCAAUGCGACCGCUUGUACGUCAACAUGGAGAUUAUACUGGUGAAAAGUUGCGUGCCUGUGAAGUACAUGUGAUGCCCAAACGAAAUUGGUGCAAACGUUGGUUAUCAAAAUUUCCCACCCGUUCCAAACGUAUCGAUGUUAUUUCACGAAUAUUUUUUCCAUUAAUGUUUGCUCUAUUCAAUUUGGUCUAUUGGACUACAUACCUAUUUCGUGAAGAUAUGCAAGAUUUGUAAAACUAUUUUCUAUUUUAAUUUAAUCGCGAUUUUCAUCGAUUUUUGUGUUCGCGGUCAUCCUAUGAUUGCCAAAAAAACAAACAAACAAUCAUUAUCCACAAACAAAGCCUAACUAGAAUGACAAAGGUAUUGUUAUCAAUUUUUAUGUGUUCAUUAUAUUCUUUUCUCAUUUUCAUUUAUUUACAGCCAAUGUUUUCCGAUAUUUCAUCAUUAUAAUAAUGAUUUGAAAAUUGCAAGAACAAACAUAGAACCCAGCUUAUAUACUACUAACGUUUAUUUCAUUAUUGUUAUUUACCCCAAUCAUCAUCAUUCAUUAAUUCAUCAUUCUUCAAGAUUCUUGCGAAUUUUUAUUGAAAAACAAGUUUUGUUCAUCGAAUAAACGCCAACAAUUUUUUUUGUGCGCACAUUAAGCUCAUACAACAAAUGCACAAAACAACAAGAAAACUGAAUCUGUAUAGAAUUUCAAUCAUGAUGUUAGUAUUCGUCAUCAUUUAUAUACAACACUGUGUAUAUCUAACCAAUCAAGUCUUUCGUUCAUCCUUUCUAAGUCUCACUCCUCAAGAACUUUUUAACUUCAAUUAACUACUUAUAACUGAUAAUAGUUUCUCGUUAAAUCUCUUGUAUCCAAAUCUGAUUCGGCAUAUAUAUCACUUGAUUCAUUCUUAAGU
This is a messenger RNA of Dermatophagoides pteronyssinus (European house dust mite), 2018 nucleotides long. RefSeq names its product glutamate-gated chloride channel-like. The record is from RefSeq and is a predicted model, not a curated record. Gene Ontology annotation, cellular component: membrane. Gene Ontology annotation, molecular function: transmembrane signaling receptor activity; extracellular ligand-gated monoatomic ion channel activity. Lineage: Eukaryota; Metazoa; Arthropoda; Arachnida; Sarcoptiformes; Pyroglyphidae. Gene Ontology annotation, biological process: monoatomic ion transmembrane transport.